Messenger RNA from Agrilus planipennis (emerald ash borer), 5555 nucleotides. It is a transcript of the gene Nup98-96, whose product is annotated as nuclear pore complex protein Nup98-Nup96. Bases 278 to 5344 code for a protein of 1688 amino acids. NCBI's taxonomy places the organism in Eukaryota, Metazoa, Arthropoda, Insecta, Coleoptera, Buprestidae. The transcript has 11 exons. Gene Ontology annotation, molecular function: structural constituent of nuclear pore. The record is from RefSeq and is a predicted model, not a curated record. Gene Ontology annotation, cellular component: nuclear pore; nuclear pore cytoplasmic filaments. Gene Ontology annotation, biological process: post-transcriptional tethering of RNA polymerase II gene DNA at nuclear periphery; protein import into nucleus; RNA export from nucleus.
CUAUGUGAUGUGAAGUGUCAGGUUUUGUGAGAUGUGGAAAAGUGUAUCGUACAAUUUAUAAGAUAUAUAAUAAAUAUUUAGUAAUGUCUUUCUUUUGAAAAUAGUUCAUUCAGCAGAAUAUUAAACUACAGUUGUGUUAAAUUUAUAAUAAUUUGUUAUGAUACUAGUGUACAGUUAACGUAAAUCGUUUGUGACUGUUUAUUUUAUGUGGUUCAAUCUUGUGUAAAGUUUUGGUUUUGUGAUUUUUUAAACAUUCGUAUGAAAAAAUCAUUGUAAAAUGUUUUCAAAGUCAACUUUUGGUACAACACCUUCAUCCACAUCAUUUGGAUUUGGUUCUACUAACACAAAUCAAAAUCUUUUUGGACAAUCCUCAUCAUUAUUUGGAAAACCAGCAACUGCAGGAUUUGGGAGUUCAAAUACUACUUUUGGAAACCCAGCCCCUAUUUUUGGUUCUUCGACCCCUCUAUUUCCCAGUAAUACCUCUGGAACAUUUGGUGCUAAUCAAAAUCAGCCAGCCUUCGGAUCAACGUUAUUUGGAAACCAGCAAAAUGCUAAUACAGGUAAUUUAUUUGGAAGCAACUCCUCCACAUUUGGCCAACAAAAUAAGCCCGUUGGCUUUGGUUUUUCUUCUACAGCUCCCACUAAUCGGCUCUUUAGUCAGACAACAGCCCCACAAACACCAUUUCAGUCGACAUCUUCAACUAGUUUAUUUGGUCAGUCAACUGGAUUUGGCAAUACUCAAACUGGUACUGUUAUCAAAUUCAAUCCAGUUACUGGCACAGACACCAUGCAAAAGAGUGGAGUAGCAACUAACAUUAAUACAAAGCAUCAUUGUAUAACAUGUAUGAAGGAAUAUGAAGGGAAAUCCCUUGAAGAACUUAGAUGGGAAGAUUAUCAAGCAAAUAGAAAAGGACCACAACAACAAGGGGGCUUUGGUGUGGCUCCUUUUGGAAUGACGCCAACAUCUUCAGCACAAUCUCUUUUUGGACAGUCAACUGAUAAUAAAACCACUUUUGGCCAAAUGGGAACAUUUAAUCAAAGUUCAGGAUUUGGUCUUGGCACACAAACUGGUCAAACAGGAAGCUUAUUUGGUAAACCAAAUACCACAUUUGGAACUACUACAACAUCUAGCAGUUUUGGGUUUAAUAAUACACCAGCCUCAAACCCAUUCUCAACAAACCCUUCCCAGGCCUUCCCUCAAUCAAAACCAUUAUUUGGAGCCACAAAUACCCAAACAUCUGGAUUUGGGGGUACGGGAAUUUUCGGACAAUCUGGCACACAGCCAACACAGUCAAAUAUGUUUGGUCAAAACCAAACCAGUGGCUUUGGCCUAAAUACUGGCUUUGGUCAGAUGCAACAAAAUCAAGGAGGUAUUUUUCAAACAUCUAAACCAGCCACAUCUUUUGGACCGUUUUCUCAAACUAUUACUAGUGCUCCAUCAUUUGGACAACCCACGGGCACAUUUGGCCAAAGCAAUGCUUUUAACACAUUUGGAAAGCCUGCCCAAUCAACUUUUGGAAAUCCUCAGGGUAGUUUUGGAACUUCUCUUGGUACUCAAUCUAAUGGAGGCUUAUUUGGAAACUUACAACAAAAAUCAGGUGGAUUUUUUGGUAAUACAAAUCCCACAAGUAUCUUCUCAGGGGGAACAACUUUCCAGCCAAAUACUGGUUUUAAUUUACAGCAAAUGCAGUCACAGUUAAAUACAUUGCAACCAACAUCUGAACAGUCAGAAGAGCUAAAAGCACAAUUGCAGAAUGCUGGCACUUUUGGUAGGAGUAAAAUCCUGUCAGGUUUGACUCCUUUAAAAGAAGAUGAUAAUAAACGAACCACUAAUCCGAGAGAAUUGAAGGUAAUUCUGGAUAGUUCUCUAAAAGUAAAGUUGCCAUCACCCAUUAAAAACAAGCCCAACAUGGCUCCAGUAAAUAAUUCAAGGAUGGAUGUUUUUGACGGUGCUAUGGGUAAAACUAAGUUUGACUCCAAAGAUUACAUUAAAAUGACGCGUAAAAGAUUGAUCAUUCGUAAAAAAGGUGACACAGAGAUGCACUCAAAUUCAUCCACUGAAAUUAGUUUAUUUGAUUUUGAAGGAGAUGAAGUAACAGAUAAUAAUUUCACAAGAAAAUUACAAACAAAUAAGGAAACAUUGGAAUUAAAUGCUAACGCUAGUAAUAAUCGAAUAUCGGUAAAACCUGCUCUAAAAAGUAGCGGUGAGAACCUUAAUAGUUCAGUAGAUGUACUUUGGCUUAAGUCUAAUAAUAUCUUGAAUGAUGCUAAUAGUUCAUCUGCUAAAAAUAAGUAUGAAGGAGGUAUCAUAAAUGACGAUACUAGUGGUAAUGAUAAAAGGCUUGAAGCAGAUAAAGAAAAUUUUAAAGAAGCAGAACAUGCGUCUAAACAUCCAUGUGGAAUUACCUUAACACGCCCUGAAUAUUAUACAUACCCAUCUUUGGAUCAGCUAACGCAAUACCUAAGAGAUGAUGGAACUUGUAUUGUGCAAGGAUUUACCAUAGGACGGGUUGGUUACGGGAAUGUUUAUUAUCCAGAUGCAUUCGAUGUAGCCAACUUGAAUCUAGAUAAAAUAAUUUUCUUCCGCUUGGGGGAAAUCAUCGUGUAUCCCGAUGAAUCUGCGACACCACCUGUUGGCCAAGGUCUAAACAGACGAGCUCAAGUAACUUUAGAUAAAGUAUGGCCCAAAACGAAGGAUGGUAGCAUCAUUUUGACUGAUAUAAAAGAGAUAAAUGCCAUUAAUUUUGUUGACAAAUUACAACAAAUUUGUAAAAAGCGAAAUUCAAAAUUCAUGGAGUAUCGACCAGAAACAGGUUCUUGGGUUUUUCAAGUUGAGCAUUUUUCUAAGCAUGGUUUAAGUGAUAGCGAUGAAGAGGAAGUAUCAGAAAAAGUACGAAAACUACGUGAUAAAACUGUCACUGAAGAGCAUAAAACUACUGAUAAAGAAGUAAAUGAAAAACAAAAAGGAAAACAUUCACCACUGGAAACAACUGUUGGCAAACCAAAAGAAGUUGUUCAAGUUCAUGAUAAAUCAUUACCAUCAAACGUAUCCGAUCCUGUGGACGUAUUUCAAAUGUCUGAGCCGGUUGUAGGUCUUGGUGGUUUCCAAUUAGGUCUUCCCAAGUCAAAUGCUUCAGUUUCUAGCGAUGAUAUAUCUCCUCUGGAUAAAAAUGAAACUUUUCCUUCAUUAAGAUCUUCCAGACAUUACAUUUACAAGGAAGUAGAACCAGCUCAGUUGGCCUUGAUGAAGACUUCUUUUUUCGACGAAAGACUUCAUGAUAUUAUCGAGAAUGAUUCUGACGAAAAUAAUUCUGAUUUAAUUAAAAUGUCGUUAAACGCCGUCACUGAUUUUCAACCAGAACCGAAAUUAGUUUCAGUUGAGAAAAGAGUAAAACAGACAUCUCUCCUUCCAAGGUCUUUUGAACUUCGUAAUCGGAAGUGCAUUGUCUCCAAUGAAAAUAGUAUCUUACAUAAUCGCAGGAAUUACAAGGAUAUGUCCGUUUUCUUAGGACGUUCAUUUAGAGUAGGAUGGAGUGUUGGUAAUAUAUUCACGAAUACAUCUUCUUCUCCUACUUGUACCCAUAAUGUUCAAUUUUGUAAUCUAUCUUCCUUUAUUGAAAACGAUAAUAAUCCGUUUUAUCGCACGUUAUUAAAUCAUCUUCAUAUUACUAAAGAAAAUUCCAAACUAAGUGUAAACCAUUUGGGAGUCCCAAUGUUUAAGGUGAACUCAGGUUUUAAUAUUCUUUGUGAGCAUCAGGAGUUGGUCAGCUCAAAUCUAAAAGAAAACGAUUUCAACAGCAUGAGUUUUUAUUACAGUUGCAUUUGGGACCUAAUAAUAGCUUUGUGGAUGCCCCAAGGUAAUUUAACAAGACGGGACAUCUUUAGCAACUGGUUGAAAAGAGCAGUUAUGUUUGAUGUUGAAAAAGAACUUUGUUCUCAAAUAGAAAUAGAUACUGGAAUGAACAAUGUGUUUAAUAAGAUUUUUACAUUUCUAACUGGCCAUAGGAUAGACGAAGCUGCAAAAUUAGCAUUAAAAAAUAAUUUACCUCAACUUAGCUUGCAAAUUUCUCAGUUAAAUUCUGUUCGUAUUGUAAAAAGUUUUUCUGAAAAACAGUUUUUCCAAUGGAAUACUUCAGGAGCAGUUAAGCAUAUUAAUGAAGACCUAUUGAAGACUUAUAUGCUUAUUACUGGAAUUUCUGUACAUCAAGAAAUUAAUAUUAGUGAAAGUUUAGAUUGGAAGAGGGCUUUAGGUCUUCACUUAUGGUACAUAAUACCAGUUGAACAGCCUAUAUCUGCUGUUUUAAAGGCUUAUAAAAAGGCAUUCAGCGAACUAUGUUACUCAAGAAAGCCUUUUCCUUGUCAUGGUGAUAAUGUCAACUACAAUACUACUGACAAGUAUGACAUUUUGUAUCAUAUAAUUUCUCUUUUUGUGUACCCUUAUGAAGGUUUGCAUCAUAUUUUGGAGCCUAUAACUUACACUAACAAUCCCCUAGAUUAUAGCCUCAGUUGGUUCCUUAUGAAUACAUUCGAGGCUUUGGACAUAGGGAAAAUAACACAGGAUACUAAAAAUUAUGUUCAUAUAAGUUUCUCCAAUCAAUUAGAAAGUAUGGGCUAUUGGCAGUGGGCAAUUUUUGUAUUACUCUUCUUAAAAGAUGAAAACAUAAGACAGAAUUUGAUAAUUAAAAUACUGGAACGGCACUUGACCUCUGAUUUAACCGAAGAAACUCUAGAAAUGGAAGAAUUCUUGGUGAAUGAAUUCAGUAUUCCUUCUGAUUGGAUACAUAGAACAAAAGGCAGAAGAGCUAAAUUUGAAAACAAAAACUGGGAAGCUUACAAACACAUGAUUUUGUCUAAACAGUGGAUGAGUGGCCAUGAUUUUGCUUUCUCCAAACUUAUUCCUGAUUUAAUGACGCACAACGACCUUUAUUUAUUAGAAAAAGUUUUAGAAAUCUUAUUACCAGGACAUAAAACAAUUAUGGAGUGGAAAGUAAAGGGGGGACUUUUAUUGGACUUCCUAAACAUAUGGAAAUUAAUAAACAACAAGCAGAAAGGCGAAAUUGAGGAAUCAUCUUUAAGAGCAAUUGAAAUUGAUCUUUUGGAUCUAUUAGCGAGACUUAAAAAGUUCCCUAUAACAACCAAUAAAAAAGCAUUAAGUAUCUCGGAAUGUUCUAAGUGUAUUGCAUUUUUACUGAAGAAAUUUUAUUUAGAAUUACAGAAUAAGUCUUAUGCUAAUAUUUGCAAAACUUCUUCUUAUAUCGAGUCUCUCGUAAUAGCUCCAGAUUAUAAACAAGAUGAACUUAUUAAAUCUCUAUUUAAUAUGGUAAAUAUUCAAAUGAUUAAUUAGCCACUGCAUCUAAUUCUAAGUAAAUAUUUUAUCAGUAAGUAUUCGGUUGUCUGUAAUAAAUUCAUUGUAUUUUUUUAUGAGCAUUUAGCCGCCAGACUUGUUUAAUACUUGAUUGCUUUGCUAAGAUUGUCACGAACUUGGAUUGUAAGUGAAAAAGUAUCGAAAAAUGUUUUAACAUUGUAUUGAUUAUAAUAAAAAAUGAAAAUCGCCA